Thlaspi arvense is the source of this 429-nucleotide messenger RNA. The record is from the annotation of a GenBank genome assembly. NCBI's taxonomy places the organism in Eukaryota, Viridiplantae, Streptophyta, Magnoliopsida, Brassicales, Brassicaceae.
AUGGGAUCUUUAGCUGAAACACAGAUCACUCCGGCGAAAAUCUCCGACGAAGAGGCCAAUCUCUUUGCUAUGCAACUCGCUGGUGCCACCGUGCUUCCGAUGGUUCUCACAUCAGCCUUGGAGCUCGACCUGCUCGAGAUCAUAUCCAAGAAUGUCACUCUCGCUGGCGGUCAACUCUCGCCGUCGGAGAUAGCAUCUUAUCUUCCUACCAAGAACCCUGAUGCUCCAGUCAUGGUCGACCGGAUCCUUAGGUUGCUUGCGGCUUACUCCAUCUUGACAUGCUCUGUACGCAAGCUUCCUGAUGGGAGCGUGGAGCGUCUGUAUGGACCAGGACCGGUAUGCAAGUACCUGACUAAGAACGAAGAUGGAGUCUCACUCGCUGCUCUCUGUCAUUUGAACAGAGACAGGGUCUUCAUGGAGAGCUGGUAA